Messenger RNA from Protopolystoma xenopodis, 1725 nucleotides. Lineage: Eukaryota; Metazoa; Platyhelminthes; Monogenea; Polystomatidea; Polystomatidae. The record is from the annotation of a GenBank genome assembly.
CCCGGCCAGACCGUCCGGUUGUCAUGCGACCCGGACUGGCGAAUUCUGCAUCUGCACCGGUUGGAGGCGGUGGAGGAGGGUGAAGAGGCGACGGCCCAGUUGCUGGCGGCGUGUAACGGUGUCGAGCGUCUUGUGCUGGGCCGGAAGAUCGGCCUGACGCAUCUGCCCGUGUCGUUGCUACGGCCGCUCGUCCGGUUGACGCGCAUCUCCGUGGAGCUGGCCGGCCUGACUCGACUUGUCACGGGCCAGUGGGCUCCGCUCGUCCGUCUCCGGCUGCUUCGCGUCACCGACAGCCGCCGCUUGACGCGACUCGAGCCGGCCACCUUCCGCGACUGUCCCCAGGGUCUGGCCGACGUGUGGUUGAGUCGGACACGCAUCGCUGGCCACCUGCCCGACGACGCGUUCGUCAACUGUACCAACUUGCACCGGCUGCAUCUGCCUCAUAACCGACUCACCGGCCUCGGCUGUGCCAGCCUGCGUGGCCUCGGCCGACUCCGACAGCUCGAUCUCUCCGGCAACCGACUCAACGGCGACUUGGCCGACUGUCUCUGUGGCGCCUCGUCGCCAGCAACCGAUUCAGCCGAUUCAGCUCUUUGGCACACGCCGCUGCUGGAACGGCUCGACGUGUCGAACAACCAACUGACUCGCAUCGGCCGUUCCGCAUGGCUUGGCCGCGCCGGUCGACUGGCCAGCCUCGACCUCAGUCGCAACCGUCUCGUCUGGCUGGCGCGGUCCGCGUUCGCGGGGCUCGUCUCGCUUCGCCGCCUCCGGUUGGAGGACAACCAGCGCCUCUUCAGUCUGGACACGCUUGACCAAUUGUCAUUGGCACUGUACACCCUGACGACCGGCGAGACGAACGCGCCGGCACAGUUGGUCAGUCUCAGUUUGCCGGAUCCCGCACGUACCGGCCACGUGCUCGACGUCUGUCGGGACGCCCAAAUCAGCCAGCACCAGUUGCCAAUGACGCUGACGACUGUCCUGCAACAGGUCCGUUGCACGGCCUGCAAGACGAGCCGGUACAGACUGACUGAAAAGUGUACCAACAAAAGCACACCACCCGUACUACUGACUAAGGAAAUGAGUAGAAAUGCCCCGUUGGUCCACGAGCCUGACAAACUGCCGCCUCAGCGCCAAACGAAAGAGCACCCAAAAACGCCAAGGGAAAACAGUAACUCGUUGAUCUACCAACUCGGUCGCAGACUAAUCCUUGUUUUCAGUCUGUUGGUCAUCUUUCUACUCGUCCUUGGAGUAUGCUUCAUCUUUUUCAUUCUGGCCCACUUUCAACGCAGUCCUCGAGGAAAAAAGCCGCCCUCUGCACAAACACCCCGCCCUGGGCUCACCCUAAAAAUGUAUCCCGACGCGAGCAAGAUCAUCGCUACCGCUGGCUAUGCUGGUACAGCAUGCAGUGGACUCGUUUGCGCUCUGAUGCCGAUCAUCUUGACCGGUCCGAAUGCCACGUUUUCAGACCGUCCAAGACGGAUGCACGAAGGCGAGUACUCGGAGACGCAUUACCCUCCGGGGCGAGACGAAAUGAAGACCGGAUUGGAAGAAGACAGAUACAGCAGCUGUAGCUCAGAGACGGCGCAGUCGGGGCCAAAUGAACAAGGAGUGCGCAUGAAGCCCGAAAUUUCAGACGUCAUGGCGCCAAGCCUGUUCAAGGCCACUUCUUCUGCCCACAUGUACACAGAAACCAAGAGCGACAUGCCAUCAGAAACGCUUGUUUGA